CUUCCAUAAAGAACCACAGAGAAGAUCCAGAGUCUGGAACGUUCUGCUCUUUGUUUGGAGAGUCUGAAGAUCUUCUCCAGUUUGUUCUUGGUUCAGGUGGCGCUCUCUCUCUCUCUCUCUCUCUCUCUCUCUCGUUGGUGUGUACGCCCGUGUGUGUGUGUGUGUGUGUGAGUGUGAGUGUGUAUGUGUGUGUUACUCAUGAACGAAGGAAGGAGGUCAUGUGACUCGGACCUGCACGGCGAGGCGGGCUCCACCCGAAUACCCGACCAGAACCUCAACCGGAGCAGAACGCUGGAGGAGGAGGAGCACGGGGGCCACGCCCUUCUCCAAAACACCCUUCUCCAAAACACCCUCCUCCAAAACACCCUCCGAAACAACAACAGGAGGGGCGGGGAGGGGGAGGAGGGGUUCAGGAUAGAGGAGGGGGGGGAGAUGGACACCACGAGUGGAGCAUGUUCUCCUGAACCGGACGGAACCAUACCAGACUCAUCAUCACUGAGCUCCAGUCCUACAGUACCUGACGGUGCUCUGAGUCCUGACGACGCCCCCGCUGGUGUGUUUAGUCCUGCUGACCUGAGUCCCUCCAUCGCUGCGUCUCUGAGGUUACUAGAGGAGGGAGGAGACGAUGCUGCGCUGCCUCACCGCCUGCACCAGAUCGCUGAGACUCUCAUGCAGGAUGGAGACUAUGAGAGAGCGAUUCGUUUCCUUCAGUUGGAGAGGCUGUACCACGAGAGAGUUCUGUCAAACAUCGCCGCCCUGCAGGACAGCUGGGAGAGUCGGUGGAGCUCUGUGGUUUCCUCUCCUGCUCUGUCUGAUCUGGAAUCAGAACAUCUGGACCGAUUAAAGCACAUCUGCAGGACACACCGACAACCCACGAGAAGACACGAGAUGUGUGAGUCAGUGAUACACGGUGAGGAGGAGGACCUCAGUGGAGACGUGACGGGCGUGUCUGAGCUCUCAUGCAGCCCCGGGUUGGAGAUGUUGGAGCAGGAUGAAGUUUCUCCCAGUGAAAGUGCCACUGCCGCUCUCCACCACCAGAGGGAGCCGACGCAUCGUGACUCCGCCCACACUCCGUCCACUUCCACGUCACAAGCCCCGCCCACCACGACCACGCCCGACAGCAGCUCAGUUACAGAAGAGACUAAAACAGAGCUGGAACCGCCUACAGGUGUGAAGGGGGCGGGGCCUGGUACAGAUGUAAAGGAGGUGGAGCCUGAUACAGAUGUGAAAGGGGCGGGGCCUGAUUCAGGUGUAAAAGAGGUGGAGCUAAGCACUAUUAAAGUGCUGAAGGAAGUGAGAGAGGAAACGGCGACCCAGCUACAGGAAGAGGAAGUGGAACAGGAAGGGGAACUGGAAGAGGAGGAACUAGAGGAAGCGUUGGAGGCUCUGGAACUGGAGGAGGAGCUUCAGAGGUCAGAGGUCACCACACUGGAUGAGCUGGCCAAACGCAUCCAGGUGGAGGAGAUCUCUCCAGCCUCGGGUCUGGUCUCCAUCCUGAAGAGGAAGGAAGCUGCUGAGGGAUCCCACAAUCCUCCUCCUGAUAGAGCCGCCGGUAAACGCCGAGUCCGCUUCCACGUGCCUGAGGAGGGUCUGGAUCAGGAUGAGGUGGGCGGAGACUCCUGGCUCCUCCUCCUGCUCCUGUGUCUGGUUACCGUGGUGAUCAGCGUGGGCGGGACCGCCCUGUACUGCGCCUUCGGCGACGCCCACUCCAGCGUGUGUACGGAUUUCUCACACAACGUGGAUUUUUAUUUAGGGAAGGUCCAGCGGGGCGUGGACGAGAUCGCUCACCUGUUCUCCGGAGGGUCGUAACUCUCUCUCUGUGUGUAUCCGGACUGUCUCUCGCCCUCUCGCGCUACCUCUGAGAGAGAUUACCCUGCAGUUUGGAGUGAUGGAAUGAGUGUGAGGGCGUGGUGAUGGGCGUGUACCGUGAUGAUGCUAGCUACAGUAGCUCCGUCGCUACACUGUGCUGUACUGGUGUAACCAAAAUCAUAAACAACCGUUCAGGGACGGCUCGGUGGGUAGCACUGUCACCUCAUAGCAGCAAGGUCCUGCGUUCCGAUCUCCAGGUGAAGCGGUCUGGGUCCUUUCUGUGUGAAGUUUGGCAUAUUCUCCCUGUGUCUGCAUGGGUUUCUUCCGGGAGUUCCGGUUUCCUCCCACAGUACAAAGUACAGUGUGUGUGUGUGUGUGUGUGUGUGGCGACCUGUUUGCUCAUCAUGGGGGAUUGGACCCACUGCGACCCUGACCUUUUAAUCUCAGCUCAGCUGUGCUAUCGGCCGACCAGGCGUCUACACAGACUCAUGAUUGAUUGGCUGUGUGUCUGUAAUGAGAGGGACAAACAGGGAUCCUCGUCGCUGGUGUAAGUGCGCCCUCUGCUGACCGGUGGACAGUGUUACUGUUUAUGUUACACCAGUACAGACGAUGGUGAUGAUGGUGGUGAUGACGAUGAUGAUGGUGAUGACAGUGCAGGUGAUGAUGAUGAUGACGGGUGUUUAUCAGGUGCAGCUUGUUCCUUUAAAUCUGCUGCAAAAUUUAUAAUCAUUUGUAAGAAAACGUUUCUAUAACGCUCAGCUGUGGGUUCAGCCGGAUCCUCGUAUCACAUCAGGAUUAAUCGUAUCGUUCCUCCCGCUACAGUCUUCAUUUAGUCCUCCUGUUAGAUCUGUAGGGGCCGUUAUAUGCUGGAGCCCAGGGGCCCAGGAGGCUCUGGACACUGGUACAUGAUUGGGCCCCACACAUCACCCAUGCUCCGCCCACACAUCACCCAUGCUCCGCCCACACAUCACCCAUGCUCCGCCCACACAUCACCCAUGCUCCGCCCACACAUCACCUACGCUCCGCCCACACAUCGUACGUGGGAGUUUACAAGCCCACAUUAAUCCCAUGAUAAUUCUAUAGUAUGAUGUAUAAUUUUAUUGAUAUAUGUAGUAAGUUAUAUAUAUAUAUAUAAUAUGGGGACAGAAGAGCAAUAGGUGAAGAGUGAUUGUAAUGUAAAGAUAAUAAUACAGAACGGGGUUCCGGUACCAGGAUGAUUUUAUUAUUUUGAUUUUUUCAUGGUUUGUGUUUUUAGGUACAAAUCAGUGAAGCACAGAACUCACACAGUCUUAAUCCUGCUGGAUCUUUAUUCAGUAUUAGGAGAGUAAAUAAUAAUAAUAAUAAUAAUAAUAACAAAGAUGUUUUUAUUUUGUGCUGCUCUGGCCGGUUCAGGCGGCAACGGUUCGGUAUUUAUUUAAAUUUUCAAAUCUGAGUUUUUAACAGGUUAUUAAUCAGGUCUAUUGAUCAGUGACAUCGUUACUCUGUAAAUGAUUUCAUUUGUUUGUAUUAAAUGUAUUAAAUUAAGUGGAUGUUAAUUAUUAACCCCCUCAGAGCCCAUUCUAAUUUCUAUUAGAGUAGGAAAAUUCUAUAAUUCUGUAUAAUUAUUUAUUCUGGGGCUCUCAGGGGCCAGUGCUCACUGAAGAUCAGGGUCCCAAAUUGGAGUGUCUGGCUGGGAGCACAACAGAAGGGUGUGUCUGAGGGAGGGAGGGUGGUACUUGUAUUGCAUCUCUGUGCUGUAAAAAUCCACUGCUGGCUGGUGAAAAGAAGCAACAAGCGGCUGCUAGUCAGUGGCUCACCUCGGCCAGCAUGGGGGAUGAUAACAGGGAACUGGAAAUGACCAAAUUGAGAUACGGGAAGGGGAGCUGCUCUUCUUGUAUAAAAUCAAUAAUCAUGUGAUUACAUCUGACUCGUUAAGUAACGCUGAACUCUGAUUGGUUGCUCAUUAAUGUAACAGCCAAUCAGACUCUUACCCUCGUUAUGUGUGUGUGUAUGUGGGGGGGCAUUAAAGGCUCUGAAGGGGUUAAUUCAUGUUAGUUAGGGUGUAAAUAUCAUGUGAUCAUGUGACUGUAUAAUUCAGUGAAAUGUGAUUGGUUCUGUUUGAUCUGUUUGAUUUUAAACGUUUUGAAUGAUUUUGUGCAUCAGAUUAUUUCGUUCUUUAUGUGGAACACUCGAACCUUUAUCAAGGGUGCAACCGCCUGCUGUUUGGGGGGGGGAAGAUUUUACUAAUAAAACUGCCACAUCAUGAACUUCUGAUGAUCACCACCCGUCUGGUUCCUCACUCUCAGACUGGUGAGCUUCUCAUCAUGUAGAACGAUGUUUGGGGUUCCGGUUCUAAUAUUCUUUAUUCUAAUAAAGUCACUGCCAGGGCUGAA
This is a messenger RNA of Trichomycterus rosablanca, 4181 nucleotides long. RefSeq names its product consortin, connexin sorting protein a (gene cnsta). Gene Ontology annotation, cellular component: plasma membrane; transport vesicle; trans-Golgi network. Lineage: Eukaryota; Metazoa; Chordata; Actinopteri; Siluriformes; Trichomycteridae. The coding region runs from base 184 to 1809 and encodes 541 amino acids. The record is from RefSeq and is a predicted model, not a curated record. Gene Ontology annotation, molecular function: connexin binding. Gene Ontology annotation, biological process: positive regulation of Golgi to plasma membrane protein transport. The transcript has 11 exons.